AAAAGUUAGUUCGAUCAAGUUGAAUUGUCUUGCAUGUAGUCAUGGGAACGUGUCACUAACUUUCCGUGUUUGUUUGUAUCGUGGCGGAUAGCUGACACAAAUCACAGCUUUUAACUUGCCACGUAUUACAACAGUCCGAUCGCAGCUGUUGAAUAAUGUUGACGCGUUGACGUUUCCGAAAUCAGCUUUUUACACGAGAGUAUAAAUGGAUCGAAAAUAUCCAAGGGUUCAGAUGGGAGCGGGUACUUUUCACCAUCCCCCGAAAGCAAAAUACAGCGAAGAAACGAAAAACUUGAUUAAACUUUUAAUGGAAGAAUCUAAGGUAACUAUGUUGCGAAGAAAACUUAUUCAGGACGCAGUCGAUAGAGGUGAAUCUUUGCCUCUUCCCGUUGAAAGAUCAAAUAGAGGAGUGAAUAAACAGGAUUUCGAAUGCAAGGUUUUAAUGCCUUCUGUUUGGAAAAAAAGGACGCAAGAUGUGAUUAUUAAAAGUGGAGCAUACGAGAGAGAACAGUACAUCAGAACAGCUCCUUUGCCAAACAAGGAAAAGCAGAAGCGGCAGUUGGCGUGUAUCAUGGCUUACGGGAAAGACAUGCCGGAAACUUCUCGCGAAUCGAAGGUUUUUCACAGAGUGAAAAGGGAACCAUGUCCUCAGAAUAUUGAUCCAAUUGACGAUUUGGUUCGAGGUAUACAAGAAAGAAUGGAAUUUUUAAGUGACAUGGAAUGCCUUGGAAUGGGAAAGAAAUAUCGAUCAAUUAUACACCAAGAGAUAGCACAUAAAAUACGGUUAAUCGAAUCCAUAGACAAACAAAAGUCGAAAGAAAUUCGAAGAGAAAUAAGAGAGCUCGGGAAACCAUUGCCGAAACCACUGCCUUUAGGAGACCUGGAUAACAGUUAAUCAUUGUUUUACGUAAUAUUUUGUAUUACGUACAUAUCGAGUGUAAUAAAAUACUUAAACGGAUCACGAGUCCUAUUAAAUACUUUCAUAAAG
Messenger RNA from Nomia melanderi (Alkali bee), 988 nucleotides. The record is from RefSeq and is a predicted model, not a curated record. NCBI's taxonomy places the organism in Eukaryota, Metazoa, Arthropoda, Insecta, Hymenoptera, Halictidae.